This is a messenger RNA of Triticum dicoccoides, 1857 nucleotides long. Its product is annotated as mannan endo-1,4-beta-mannosidase 3-like. Bases 199 to 1614 code for a protein of 471 amino acids. The record is from RefSeq and is a predicted model, not a curated record. The transcript is spliced from 3 exons. NCBI's taxonomy places the organism in Eukaryota, Viridiplantae, Streptophyta, Magnoliopsida, Poales, Poaceae. Gene Ontology annotation, molecular function: mannan endo-1,4-beta-mannosidase activity. Gene Ontology annotation, biological process: polysaccharide catabolic process.
GCCUGAGCUCUGCCUCGCACCGGCCGUGCUCUAUUACUACGCCUGCCGGCCCAGCACCGGUUAAGUUGGCGCCAAAUUAGGCAAGCUAGCUCGCACUGCACGUACGCGUCAGCGCGCUCUGUCUGCUGCCAAAGGGGCGUGCACACCAAAGCUCCAUUAGCUAGCGCGCGGCGGCUGCGGCCAUACGUACGUCCGGCGAUGAGGCCACGGCCGCCGGCUGAUCUCGUGGUCGGCCUUUUCGUCCUGGCUGUCCUCGUCGUCGUGCCGUGGCAUGCCGCCGCGGCCGGAGGGGACGGCGGCGGCAUGGUGCGGACGGACGGCACGCGCUUCGUGGCGGGGGACGGCGACCGGACGGUGUACCUCAGCGGGUUCAACGCCUACUGGCUCAUGGAGAUGGCGUCCGACCCGUCGCGGCGGGGCGGGGUGGUGUCGGCGUUCCGGCAGGCGGCGGCGCACGGCCUCAACCUCGCGCGCACCUGGGCAUUCAGCGACGGCGGCGACCGCCCGCUGCAGUCCUCGCCGAGCGUCUACCACGAGGACAUGUUCCAGGGUCUGGACUUCGUCGUCGCCGAGGCGAGGCGGCAUGGGAUAUACCUCCUCCUCUGUCUUACCAACAACUUCGACGACUUCGGCGGCAAGCGCCAGUACGUCCAGUGGGCGAGGGAGGACGUCGCCGCCGGCGCCGGCGCUCACAACCUCACCUCCGCCGACGACUUCUUCGACAACACCCUCGUCAAGUCCUACUACAAGAACCACGUCAAGACGGUGCUGACGAGGGUGAACACGGUGAGCGGCGUGGCGUACCGGGACGACCCGGCCAUCUUCGGGUGGGAGCUGAUGAACGAGCCCCGGUGCGGCGCCGACCCCACGGGCGCCAUGGUGCAGGCGUGGGUGGAGGAGAUGGCGCCGUACCUCAAGGCCAUCGACGCCGCCCACCUGGUCACGGCGGGGCUGGAGGGCUUCUACGGCGACGGCGCGCACGAGAGCAAGGAGCUCAACCCGUGGGGCAUCUACUACGGCACCAACUUCGUGGCCACGCACCAGGCCGCCGGGAUCGACUUCGCCACCAUCCACCUCUACCCGGACGUCUGGCUCUGGGGCUCCACCGCCGACCAGCAGGCGCGCUUCUUCCGCAACUGGACGGCGUCGCAUGUCAGUGACACCCACCGCCACCUCCGCAAGCCGCUCCUCGUCACCGAGUACGGCAAGUUCCUCUGGGAGGAGGGCGGCGAGAACGCCACGUCCGCCACGCAGAGGAGGGACCGCUUCCUCGGCACGGUGCUCGACGCCAUCUACGAGUCGGCGUCCCGGGGCGGGCCGCUCGUCGGCGGCGCCUUCUGGCAGCUGCUGCUCGACGGGGACGGCAUGGACGCGCUCAAGGACGGGUACCAGAUCGUGCUCCCCGAGGACGCCCGCGCAGCCAGCAUCAUCAGCGAUCACUCCGAGAAGAUGGCCGAGCUCAGCGAGCAGGACGCGGCGGAGUCCGGUCGUCGAACGACGAGGAAGAUCGGCAGUUUUGGCAGCUGGGAUGGUACUCAUCCUUACGUCCAAAGAUUCUUGAUUCGUUUCGUCUCUCUGCUCAGAUCCGUUUCUUCACUGUUUGGUCCCAUGUAGCUAAGCUAGCUAGGCUGGACUGUGUAGUAGAGAAAUGUUCAGAUACCUCCCCUGAGUGUAGCAAUUUUGACUUUUUUCCACGGUGCCGUCUGAGACUUUCCAAAAGUUUUAAUUAGCUGACUCAAGAGUUGUAAAUGGAAAGUACUACCUAGAAGAGAACUCGGCGUGAGUGAUCUGAGUAGUACAUAUGAAGAUGGGCAAUCAGAGUAUAUUGCAAUUUCUUGUUUAUGCAUAUAUGUGCCA